Messenger RNA from Truncatella angustata, 2310 nucleotides. Its product is annotated as serine carboxypeptidase S28. The record is from RefSeq and is a predicted model, not a curated record. Gene Ontology annotation, biological process: proteolysis. The coding region runs from base 472 to 2082 and encodes 536 amino acids. The transcript has 8 exons. Gene Ontology annotation, molecular function: dipeptidyl-peptidase activity; serine-type exopeptidase activity. NCBI's taxonomy places the organism in Eukaryota, Fungi, Ascomycota, Sordariomycetes, Amphisphaeriales, Sporocadaceae.
UGCUAUCUUGACCCUGGCCAAAGUACCUGCAAUGAUCUGCAACAUUGACAGUGGGGUUCAUCGCGCACGAACUUAUUUAUGCACGACACCUUCCUAACUUGGCAAAGCGAUGGUCAACCACUUCGUGGCUCUCUCAAGAGUAUGUCUGGCGGACAGCCAACUCCACCAAUUAGCCUCAGCUCAAAUUUGUCACUUGGUGUUUUUGUUAUCUCAUCGCCAGCAUGGGAGCAUGGGAGCAUGGGAGCACCGCAUCCACAAGCCUACUCGCAUCCCAGUAGCCGUAAGGAUGUGAUCAGACUAGAGGUCUGAUUCAAAAUGGCUACUGCACAUUAUGACGAAGAGCGGCAUUUAUAGGAGCAAGGGACGUUCGUAUAAAGGGUCUACUGACGUAGAACGGGUCGUUGUGUUUCUGGGCUCGAGGACUAGUCAUCACUUCCACUUGAUUUGCAGAGGAAACGAUUGAUCGCCAGCAUGAAGUCGGUUCUCCGUGCAGUGGCCUGUACGGCUCUGUGGCUCGGCGGAGUCCACGGUGUCUUUCCACCCACAGGACAGGUGCCACCGAUGACCCUCACCGAAGCAGAGGAGGCUACCUUGCUGGAUUCUGCCGUAACGCUUGUGGGCAACGGCACCUUUGAGCAGCCGAUUGACCACGCGCACCCGUCCAAAGGGUCGUUUUCUACUUCAUACUGGUUUAACGCGACAAACUGGAAAGGGCCUGGUUCUCCCGUGAUUGUCUUCACACCGGGCGAAGCUCCAGCUGCGGGCUAUACUGGAUACUUGACGGAGCGUACCCUUAGUGGCAUGAUUGCGGCUGCAGUUGGUGGAGCUGUCAUCAUGGUUGAGCAUCGUUACUGGGGGAGUUCCAGCCCAUGCACAAAUCAGACUACGACGUGUUUACAACAUCUUACACUUGAGCAGUCUGUCAACGACUUUGUCAAUUUCGCGCAGAAUGCACCCUUGCCAUUCGAUACAGCUAACACCAGCAGCGCUGAUCAAGCGCCAUGGAUUUGGGUAGGUGGCUCAUAUUCCGGGGCCCUGGCUGCAUGGAUCGAAGAGUUGUCUCCCGGAACCUUUUGGGCGUACCAUUCAACUAGUGGCCCGGUAGAGGUCAUCUACGACUAUUGGCAGUACUUCCAACCGAUUCAACAGGGUAUGCCAAAGAACUGUAGUCUGGAUUAUGAAGCCAUUGUCGAUCAUAUAGAUACUGUCUUCACUAAAGGCACGGAAGAAGAAAAGAUUGCUCUCAAGGCAAUGUUCUUGCUUGAAGACGUUGCCCAUGACGACGACGCCGCUGUCGCCAUAUCGUCCCCAAUUUGGGCAUGGCAGAGCAUUCAGUUCUACUCCGGUUACUCUUCCUUCUAUCAGAUGUGCGACGCAAUCGAGGGCGUCAUCCCGAACAACACCGGUAAUUACACCAACUAUAGCGCCAGAGGAGUUGGAUUGAACAAAGCCUUGCCAAACUUUGCUGCUUGGUACAGAACAGAAUAUAUUCCUGGUUAUUGCGCCUCCUAUGGCUAUGAUGACUGGUCUGGCGAUUACAAUGUGCAGUGCUGGGAUUCAUACAACACCUCCAUGCAAAUCUUCCAUGAUUGGUCAGUCGACAGCCCAAACGGCCGAACUUGGGUUUGGAUGACGUGUAACGAACCGCUAUUUUAUUGGCAAACCGGUGCACCGAGCAAUGUUCCCACGGUGAUGACGCGCCUAGCAACCCCGGAAUACUAUGAUCGUCAAUGCGGUCUCUAUUUCCCUCGUGAAGGGCGCAAUACUUAUGGGAGCAACAGAGGCCUCACUGCGGAUUCCGUGAACAGGCGAACAAAAGGCUGGUACAAUACCGACCUCCCGCGGCUCCUAUACGUGAAUGGAGAGGCCGACCCAUGGCGGUCCGCUUCAGUAGCUUCCGAGUUCAGGCCUGGCGGUCCAUUCAACGGAACAUCAGAGACUCCUGCCAUUAUAAUGGAAGGGGCUAGACACUGUAACGAUCUGCUUCAAAAGAACUCCGUCCACCCAUCUGUAGCGGCUGCGCAGGCAGCUGCGAUCAGCCAGUUUGAGGAGUGGGUUGGUGAGUAUCCUGCGGCGGCAUAGUGUGUCGUUGCUGGUGGAAAUGAUAGCAAAGGAUUUAAUAAUAGAAGCAAUUAUUAGUACUGUUAAUUCAAGACUGGCAAGGUAUUUGGCAUACACAAAGACAUCAAUUGAUAGGUGUAGAGACUGUAGUGAGACGAUUGCAGUCGAACGAAUGAACAUGAUUAAGAGUUUGAUGGGAAUAUUGAAGUGUUGCAGCGUGUUUGACCAAAGUAUGGCUUAUGAACGGUG